Molecule: messenger RNA, 3558 nt
Organism: Didymodactylos carnosus
Lineage: Eukaryota; Metazoa; Rotifera; Eurotatoria; Philodinida; Philodinidae
Source: the annotation of a GenBank genome assembly
AUGGUAAAGUGUGAGCUAAUUUGUUUAUUGGGUAAUGAUGGCUGUGGUAAAUCGAGUAUUUGCGAAUUGAUCAACUCAAAAACCGCUAAUAAUAACAAUACUAUUGUUGCUCUCGAACGCAGUAAUAAACUAGGUGUAGAAUAUGGAAUUGAUCUAAGUAUUGUCGAUAAAUUGACAUUAGAAUAUACUUUUGAUGAAAAAAAUUUCAAUAAAAUCACGUUGCCUGAUCAAACAGUCAAUGAAGAACAAAUUUAUUGGAUUAUGUUAGAUUGUGACGUUGAUACAAUUCUAAAACGAAUUCAAUCACGACCCACAAGUGACAUAUGGGAAACACGAAAAGCUUUAAGCUAUUUUCAACAACGCUUUCGUAACUUGAGUGCUCAUUUUGGAAUACCAUAUAUUGAUACCACACAACGAACACUAGAACAGGUUUGUGAUGAAGUACUUAAUGUUGUUACAAAAUGUUCAGAGUAUUACCGACAAUACCGUCAAAUGGGUAGUCAAAUAUUAAAUUAUGAUUUGAUUCAACAAUGCGAUGUUGAAAAUAAGCUUUAUGGAAUGGUGAAUGAGUAUGAUUUUGACAAAAUAACGAACUUACCAGAAUAUACAAAGGAAUUUGAUGAUGUUGAUAAGCGUAAAGUAUAUAUAAGAUGGUAUGUGAACAAUAAUCCAUUGGAGAUUGAUCAAAAAAGAAAUAUUGUUAAAAUCGGAGACUAUGAAUUACCAGCAACACAAACAAUACUCAAACUUGUUACUGAAGGUUCAGUUCGUGCAUGUGGUUCACAACUAUUUUUGGAAAUGAUGUGGCGUAAUGGUUUGAAACAUUCUUAUCGUGCAAUUAAUUCCAAAGGUAUCAUAGUGAGUGAUUUUAUUCGGGAAAUACCACCAACAGAAGUUGUUGUUAAACGAUACUGUGAAGGUACUGAUAAACAUUCGUUUUAUGAUAUUUUGGAAAAUGAACAAAUUGUUUCACCAAAUAACAAUCAUGAAUAUUUAUCUGGUCCUUAUGUUAGAUUUGAUUGGAGAAAUCCCAAUCAUGUAUCACCAAAUACAAAAAAAUGUUUAAAUAAAAAUUUAUAUUAUUAUGUAUAUGAACAAGCAAUUGGUAAAGAAAUAUUUUUCAAUAAAAUAUUGACAAAUAAACACUAUGCUACACCUGUUGGUGAUAAGAAUAUUACUGAAGAUUUAUUAACUCAUGUAAUUAAUAUUAAACGUACAAAAUCGUCCGUAUUAAAAAUGUUUAUGGUUAUUCAGUCAUAUUUUUCUCGUGUUAAUUUGGUAAUUAAAGAUGUUUGUUUUAUGCUUGAUACAAAUGGUGAACGAUUUUGGAGUGAAAUAAAUCAAGAUUGUAUGAGAAUAACGGCAAUGGAUAAUAAUCAAAAUAAAUUUGAUAAAGAUAUAUGGCGAGCAGGUGGAUUAGCAUCACGUGAACAAAUCAUGGAAAAAUGGAAAGAUUUUAAUAAGAUAUUUAUCGAUUAUUUUAUGAAAAAUAAAUUUCAUGAAACAGAACUUUUAAAUUAUAAUACUUAUUUUUAUACUCAAGAAAUUGAUCAGUUAUUAACAAAUAACAAAUUAAAAAUUCCUCGUAAUUUACAGGAAAUAUGGUUAGAGAUACGUGGUAAAAAUUUAAGACGUGUUAUUGUGACAAUGGAUAUGUAUAAUGGACAACCAGUAUUAGUUAAAAGUUCACAAGUAUGUGAAGUACACAGUGAUGGAGAUUAUCGACAAGCAAUGGAAAAAAUUAGUAUUUUUCCGGACAUACUAAUUGUUGAUUUAAACGGUGCUUUUGGUGAAACUAAUACAAAGAAUCGUCAGAUAAUCAAAGAAUUAGCACCUAAAUAUUAUGUUCAUACGGGAGGUGGUUUACGAUCAUUAGCCGAUAUUGAAGAUGUACUGAAAUCAAGUGUUCGCCGAUGUGCUGUAGCUAGUGCUGAUGAUGCAUUAAUUAUGAAAAUACCAAAAGAUCGUUUAAUUGUAGAAAUAAGUGUUAAUGAACAAAAUGAAGUACUAAUUCAUGGUCGCAAGACAAAUACCCACAUGAAUAUAAUUACAAGGAUCAAUGAGCUUAUUCAAAUCGGUGUCAAUGUUAUCAGUAUUACAUUUGUUCAAACAGAAGGGCAUUUGUCAGGAAUACCUCGAAAUCAAAUACGAGACCUUCUUUUACAAAUUCCUCACAAUAUUUUCAAAAUAUAUAUUGCUGGUGGCAUAAGUACAUUGGAUGAUUUAGAAUAUUUAUGGUCAUUUGCUCGUGUUAUCCCUCAACUUGGAUCGGCCAUUUGGAAAAACAACUUGACAAUUGGCAGUAUUUAUACUAGUAUGAUCAAUUUUACUGACAAUGGAUUAGUGUCAGCUAUUAUUCAAGAUUUAAAUGGACCAGUCAAAGGUUUGUGUUAUAUGAAUCGUGAAUCUAUUGAACAAACAUGCGAAAAAAGAAAAUUAUAUCGAUAUUCGAGAAAAUUGGGAAGAGUCAUAUUGAAAGGUGAAACAUCUGGUGAUGUUCAACAUAUAAUUAAAAUUAGUUUAGAUUGUGAUUCGGAUGCAAUGUUGAUAACAGUUGAUUCAGAUAAACCAUUUUGUCAUACAGGUAAUCAUAGUUGUUUUAGUUUACAAACAAGUGUUAAAGCAAAUUUAGCCACAUUGGCUCAUCAUAUUAAAUCGCAAAUAAACAAAGAUACCUAUACAGGGAGAAUGCAAAGAAAUCCACAAUUGGCUCUUGCUAAAGUAAUGGAAGAGUUUUGGGAGGUAGUGACAGGUCACCAGGAUACGCAAGUAUCAGAAUGUAGUGAUUUAUUUGUUCAUCUUCUCAUGUAUUUGAAUGGAAUUGGUAUAACGACUGAAGACAUUUUCAAUGAACUGAAUGCGCGACGAUGGGCACCUAAAGGAUUAAUUGAACAAAAUAAAAUACCUCAUGAAACAUCUAAUGAAAUUAUACUUGGAAUAACCGUCUCUAAAUAUACCGAUAAAACAGAUCGAUUUGCCGAAAAUCAGUUGGGAAUUAAAAUAGUUCGACAUUUGGGUAGAAAUAUGUUGGUUGAAGGACAAAUUGUUGAUCGUGAUAAAUUUUGUAAAUAUUUCGUUAAUGAUGAAAAUAUCAAAUUAUCACUAGUUACAAGUAGACCAAAAGACAUGGCAUGGUUAUUGGCAUCAAGACGUGUGACACAUGUUAUCACGUUCGAAACUGUGAUUAAAAAUUUUCCAAAAGUUUAUACUAUUAUUCAUGAAACUGUUGAUCCAACUCACUGUCUUGCUCUGAUAUGUCGUAAAGGUGCGUGUAUAGAACCUCAAAAAUGGACACAUGAGAAUAAACCAUUGAUUGCUGCUGAACAUGUUUGUCAUGUAACAAGAUUUUUUGAGCAAAUGAAUAUAAAACCUCAAACAUACCAUUUAGAUAGAAUUAUUGGAUCAUCUGAAGGAUUUUUGAUCAAUACGAACAAAUAUUUACUAUCUGAUGCUAUUGUGGAAAGUGGAAAAACUCUUGAAGAAAAUGAUUUAGAAAUAUGGAAAGUUAUAAUACCAAAAGGAGAAUUACACAUUGGACUUUAUGGACACUAUAAUUAA